Messenger RNA from Poeciliopsis prolifica (blackstripe livebearer), 1218 nucleotides. Its product is annotated as homeobox protein vent1-like. Gene Ontology annotation, molecular function: RNA polymerase II cis-regulatory region sequence-specific DNA binding; DNA-binding transcription factor activity, RNA polymerase II-specific. The record is from RefSeq and is a predicted model, not a curated record. NCBI's taxonomy places the organism in Eukaryota, Metazoa, Chordata, Actinopteri, Cyprinodontiformes, Poeciliidae. Gene Ontology annotation, biological process: regulation of transcription by RNA polymerase II.
UUAAACUGCUAAAAUUUCUAAAUAAAAUCUGCCCAAAUAGUUUCACUGAUUGAGAUUCUAGCAGUUUGGUUUUCCAGUGUAGGCUAAAGUGGAAAUCUGAAUUUUAAAGUGACAACUGCUUCAGUCAUUUUAAUGGCAAGUGGCCUUUUCUGGUGCACAAAGUGUAAAAUACCUGAUCGAAGUGGGAACUCGUGGAAAGUAAACGUCCAAAUUUGUAACCCUGUCCUCUGUUACUCUCCAGUCGUCACGGACUCGGUGGCGCCACACUCACACACUCACAGGAUAUGUAGAAACUUCAGCAACGACCCAUUAUCCCCCAAUCAUCGGGAUCGAUUGGGCGUUAACGAGGGGCUCUACAUAUGCAAAUUGAGGCGAGUGGCUGGAGCAGCUAUAAAACCUUGGGCCACAGCGCGCUCUCUCGUGACAUUUGGUGGAUUUACAGGCCACUGAGCAGGAGCACCGUGGACAUGGUGAAAUACUUUUCCGUGGACUGGUUGGCGCAGAGCCACAGCAGUGGCGCAGCGAGGGAGGGGCAAAGAGCUUCCGGCGCGCACAGACCUCAUGUUCUCUGCAUGGUGCAGCCGAGCGCGCCGGUGUUCAGUAAAAGUUACCUGCAGCCAAAACCCAAGCAGUCAAAGGCCGCUAAGCAGGGAGGGCCAGAUGAGGUCAGAGAACCGCAGAGCUCACCUUUUCCCCCAUCAGACUCCUCCUCUCCAAUGAGCGGGUAUUCCUCCGUGGAUGAAGGGAAUGAGGCGGAGAAAGAUUCACCGCAGCGCCGAGUGCGCACCAAGUUCACUCCGGAGCAGAUCAGCAGGCUGGAAAAGAUCUUCAGCAAACACAAAUACCUGGACGCAGGGGAGAGGGUGAAGACGGCACAGAAGCUGAGCCUCACAGAAACUCAGGUCAGGACUUGGUUCCAGAACAGGCGGAUGAAGCUGAAACGGGAAGUCCAGGACUACCUCGCCCCCCAGGUGUCCUUCCAGCCUCUGCACCCGCAGUACCACGCCGUGGCCGCACACCAGGCCCACUACGCCGCAUCCGGCCGCGGCCUUUUCCCGGUGCCCGUCUCGAAGCUGGUUCUGACUCCUCACCCCGCGCCUCAGCUCAUGAUCCGGCAUCCACAUUUCUACUGAAAAAAAGAAACUCCCUUCCUCAAGAGACUCUUCAUUCCGACAUAGUCACUUAAUCCCUAUCCGAUUUGUAAGAAAUUUUGUACAA